Molecule: messenger RNA, 6654 nt
Organism: Xenia sp. Carnegie-2017
Lineage: Eukaryota; Metazoa; Cnidaria; Anthozoa; Malacalcyonacea; Xeniidae
Exons: 39
Coding region: 600-6296 (1898 amino acids)
Biological process (GO): cell surface receptor signaling pathway; adenylate cyclase-activating G protein-coupled receptor signaling pathway
Cellular component (GO): membrane
Molecular function (GO): calcium ion binding; protein binding; G protein-coupled receptor activity
Source: RefSeq, a predicted model, not a curated record
UUGUGGAAUCUAGAGUAUGCAAUUGAAUGUGAUACACAAUGUUUGCUUGAGGCUGAGUUUGUUGUUGCGACACAAGUGGAAUACUUUCCAUUUUUCGACGCAAAUUAUGCGCAUUUGAAAAUCUGUCUUUAAAAUUCUCAAUGAAUGGAAGGGUCGGAAUAUUUAUAUCUGUUCCUACCCUUGGUCACUGGAUAUUACUGUUUAAUUAACCAAUGAAAGUUAAGAGUCACGGGAUUUAUAAAUUUUAUCCCUCCCCUCCCUUAGUAGAUAGUUGAAAACUAGUGAGAGCUGAAAUAAAAAAUAAUUUCAAUAAGUACAUCUAGUUGUACAUCACAAUAAUGUCAAUGCUCAUUGCUCAUUAUUGACUAGAAAAUGAAAGAAAGUUUUCACAAAUGAAAGCCAUAUACUCUUAAUUGAUAAUCGCUAAAGAGGAUUACGACCGACCAUUACGAUACGUAAAUUUCACCAAGUAAAUCCAUGGGAAAUAUAGCGUAAUUUGUGUGGAUUCUCAACGCGUGCGUUCUUGUCGUGUCAAAUGACACACAACUUAAUACUGUUUGAGAGUUUACUCUAGAAAAAACAACAAAAUAUUGGAAUAAAUGUUGGGUUUGUUCAGGAAGGUAUCAAGAAUUAUUUGCGUUCUUUUCGCAAUUCUUGUUGUAUUCAACUCAAGACAAAAUGACGUUGUUGGUCGUGUUCAUAUUCGCCCUACAAUUAUACAAGCUCUUCCAACGUCAUCUACAAGCAUUUAUUUACGUUGGAAAGAACCAAUUCAGCAUCCAGGUGGCAUAAGUUAUAACAUUUAUAUAAAGAAGGGGAUGGGAGAUUUUUCUUUCUAUCAAAAUAUUUCCGCUGUGACCAGACAUUCUGAUGUUUUACUUGACAAUCUUGAGCCAAAUACAAGAUACGAAAUUUGUGUUGGUUUUGUCGACGAGCAUCGUGCAACAAGAAACAAUUGUGGGAAUAUUGCAGUGAUUACUACACCAGCACAAAUAGGUCAUGUUUCAAAAAUUGAUCGCAAAUAUUUAACGAAAGGUGAUUUUUAUCGUGGUUCGUCUCAUUACUGGCCACUAGAUGUUGAUACCCAACUAAGAGAUGUGCGUUUCUCACGAGAAGGACGAUUUAAAGGAUCGCGCGGUUAUAUAAAAAAUCUCGCUAGAGGAUAUUUAUCGUUAUCCGGUCAUAGUUGGGUUAGAUUGGGAAAAUUUGCAAAAGAUUGCAUUUGUCAACCUAGAUUAUGUCGCAGCAAAGGCAUUAGUGUGGGAUUUUGGUUGAAACUACCUAGGUUUGAUACAGAAAGCAAGGUAAUAUUUGGCAAUGAAAAGCAGUCACUUAUAAACAAUACUGGUUUUUUAAUCUACCAAACAUCAAGUCGUAUAAAUAACAGGUUACAACGUUUGGUUAUCGCACAAGUAUACAUUUCAAGUCAUUUGUGGAAACGUAGUUUUCCUGUUCAACCUGGCACUUGGUUUUAUUUAACGGUUACGUGGUCAGUGGAAUCAGGACUGCGCAUGUACAAAGAUAGCAUAUUGGUAAACAAUCAAAGACAGCCAAAAAACGAGCAUUGGGAAUCUACAAAGAUUAAAAAAUGUGUACUUGCUUUGUCCCCACCUAUCCUUAAUGGUACUACACUUAACGCAGAUUAUGACGAUGUGGUGAUAUGGGAAUAUUUACUUAAUCAUUCAUUAAUGAAUCGUGUUUAUCAAAGCACAAUUGAUCCUCCAAAAAUCGUCGAUUGUAAAAACAACUGGUCGUCAUUAAUUGUGACUGUCGAUGAUCGACAUCAGAUUUAUGACAUUGUGCAUGAUUUUGAGAUGACUUGGUGGAAAAGUGGCAGUGAUAGAAAAUCAAGAAUGAUUUCAAAUAGCUCAAUUUUUAUGAUUUCUCAAUUGGUUCCAGAUAUUGAGUAUUUUGUUAAAGUAAGACGAAGAAUGUUUGUAUCGGCGCCUUCUAAACAACGACUAGAUGAAGUACCGUUAAGAUCUUAUACAACUACAUGCAGUACUAAAGUAAAAGUUCCAAGUGAACCGAAGAAUUUCAAAGUUCGUGAAAAAGCUGACACUUAUUUCUUGCUACAAUGGGAUGCUCCAAAAUCAACUUAUGGUCCAGUCGUAGGAUACACGAUCUCGUAUCGUGUCGAUGAUUUUGAAAAUCCGCCAAAAUGGACUACGUCAUAUCGUGCUGAUGUCAUUAAACAAAGAUCGCUGCAUUUAAGGAAUCUUCUUCCCUUCACGGAUUACAUCAUUCAACUUUCUUGUCAUAAUGAACAUGGAAGGGGGAAAUCUGUGUCAAUAAAAGCCACAACUGAUCAAGGAGUUCCCAGUCCACCUCGAUUUCUAAAGGCAAAAGUAAAGGAUGACACGAUAAUGCUAAAAUGGCGCGAACCACGCUACUUAAAUGGUUUAGUAAAAUUUAUGCUGUUCACUAUUUUAAAUGGAACUGGAAAUCAAAUGAUUUGCCAAAGUUGUAUUGAAAGUCAUAAAGUGGAACAUGCACAGCAACUGACAAACUAUACAUUUUUUGUUGUUGCACAAAAUGUAAAUAAUGAUGCUCGGUAUAGAAGUCUACCUUCAAAUUACGUCACUGUCAUUACACCAUCUUACACUCCAUCUCCUCCACAAAAUGUUUCCAUGAACUUCACAAUCGCUGGCCUCCUUGUCAACUGGAAACGUCCUUCGAAAACUAGAGGAUCUAUCGAGUAUAAGUUAUUGAUAUCAAAAAACGGUAGCAGCGCAAUUGUCAUGUGUGAUGAAUGUGGAUUAAAUCAUUUGAUUAAAAAUCUUCUCCCUCAUAUGGAAUAUACGUUAUGGGUUAUUGCAUAUAACGUCUUUAAUGCGUAUGAAAGUGAACCAAGUGAAAAGAUUAUUAUAAACACUGCGAAAUAUGUUCCAACAACUCCGACCAAUAUAAAAAUCCACGAAUAUUUUUCUGGAGUUGAGAUAUCUUGGAGUUCGUCGAGUGUAGCUGAUGGCAAAGUGCAUUAUAAUUUACUGGGUCUUCUUAAUGGCGUGAGGAAAAUAUUUUGCACCAAAUGUGGCUUGAGAUACAUGUUGAAUGAAACUCGACCAAGAAUGUCGUAUUCCUUCUGGGUUAUCGCUUAUAAUAUCAAAGGUGGCUUUGAAAGUUUGCAAAGUUCAGUUUUUUACUUUGAAACUCCUCAUAAAAUUCCAUCUCGAGUCGAUAAUAUUAUGCUCUCUCAUAUCAACGACUCAAAUGCUAUUGUAACGUGGAGUUUCCCAAAAGGCUUGAAAAGUAGCGAACGAAUUAUAGGUUGCAAAGUUAUUCUAUACGAUUUCAGAGGUGAAGUAGACGUAAAACAGACCAUUUAUUCUCAUGUUGAGUUUAAUAAUUUGGCUCAAUUCUCAAAAUACUACGUCACUGUGCAAGCAGUUUCUCGCGCCGGAUAUGGUCCAACAUCACCACCACUAACAAUUCAAACUAAAGAUAAAGAUGAAUGUGCAGGGGUUAAUGAUGAUGUAUGCAACAAGCAUGCGCAUUGUACAAACUCCGCUGGAUCGUUUUUCUGCUCCUGCAAUACUGGUUAUAUUGGUGAUGGAUUAGUUUGUAAAGUUUUACCUUCUGAUGCAAAAGAUGAAGAUUUUUGUACCGAGGAACGUUUACGAAACAUCACUUGGAAAAAGACUUAUUACGAUCAUGAAGAUAAAAACGUCUGCCCUCGGGGAACUACAGGUAUUGCAACUCGAAAGUGCUUGAAAGGAAAUUUCAGCAAAUCGCUCUGGGCAAAUCCUGAUCUAAGCAAUUGCGUUUCGAAUUGGAUGUUACAAAUUGAUGACCAACUUGCAGAUCGAAGAUUGAAUACGAAAUAUGUUAGUCUUUAUUUCUUGGAUCUACUUAACAAGAAUGAUGUUAAAGGAUUAUAUGGUGGUGAUGUUAUAAAGUCUGUUCAUGUAUUAAAUAUGUUGAUAAAUAGAAGUAUAAACAACGAACUUAAUGAGAAUAAAUCAAAUCGGCAGACAGUUGAAACACUGCUUAAGAUUUUUGUGAAUAUCAGUGGAAAGAUUAUUUCUUCAAAACAUUCAAACGUGUGGAAUGAUUUACCAAAGGAGAAACAAACGGAAGAAAGUUUGAAAAUAAUCGAGAAUCUUGAUCGUGUGAUUUUAACGGCAGCAAAAACUGUCAACUAUUCGUCAAUAGCUGAUGAAAACAUCUUUGUUAUUUACGGAAGAAAAUCUAGCUUUUUACAACUGCAAUCUGACUUUGAUAUGAAAAUUGACAUGAUGAACGUCACACUACCCGUAGAAACAUCAAAAAUAAACACUGAAGACGAAUCGGUCGCCAUUGUGAAGUAUAUGACAUUAUCAGACAUUCUUUCUCCCAACAAACAAAGAUUUAGAGACCUUGGCUUCAUCAAUUCACCUAUCCUUUCUAUAUCUAUGUAUCCUCCGUUAUCCACACCGUUUAAAAAUCCUCUUGAGUUUGUACUCAACAAUAAAAAGACGGGUCAUUUUGACGGUCGCAAAUGUGUAUUUAUCGACAACUCCAGACAUGCCGGUUUAUGGUCCAACAAUGGAUGUAAAGUAUUCAAUUACACUGACAAAUUUACUGUAUGUCAUUGUUAUCAUAUGACCAGUUUCUCUGUUCUUAUGCAAGUCACUCCCGUCUCUUUAUCUCAUUCUGACGAGCUUGUCCUUAGUUGGAUAACAAUUGUUGGUCUUUCUAUUUCUUUGGUUGCUCUUGGUCUUGCCUUCCUUACUUUCAUGCUUCUACCACGACCUUGCGGUCAUAAAAAUAAUUCUCGAUGUUUCAUGAGGUGUGAUAAAGGUUAUAGACCAAAUUAUUUGAAGAAAGUUCGUACAAGCAUUCAUUCGAAUUUGAUAUUGUCACUUGCUGUUGGGGAAGUGGUAUUUUUAUGGGGAAUUGAAAGGAGACAGGAUAAGACAACGUGUUUUAUCGUCGCAGUUGCUUUACAUUAUUUAUUUCUGGUUGCAUUUCAUUGGAUGGCAGCUGAAGGGGUUGUGUUGUACCUUUAUUUGAUCAAAGUUUUUCAAAGAAAAAGUGCAAAUAAAGACAAACGAAUGUUUAUUUUGAUAUGUUGGGGAAUACCGGCAGUGAUUGUGUGCUUUUCCUUAGUUGCUGGUCAUCGAUAUUAUCUUCACGAAACUUGCUGCUGGUUGUCACUAUCUCACGGUAUGAUAUGGGCGUUUGUCGGACCCACUUUGGCAAUAAUUUUGGUUAACACCUUCUUUCUUUGCUGCACAUUUUAUGUGAUGGAAAAACGCAAAAAUUGGGCAAAAGUCGACAAGAGCAUUAUAGAUAGAAUAAGAUAUUGGACAAAAGGGGCUGCAAUUGUCAUGUGUUUACUUGGAGUCACCUGGGUGUUUGGAGUUUUUUACAUUGACAGCAAUUCAGUUGCUCUUGCUUAUCUUUUUACCAUCUGCAAUGUUUUUCAAGGCUUAUUCAUUUUUAUUUUUCAUUGUCUUUUGGAUGAAAAGAUUAGAGCGCAAUAUUAUCGUGUGUUCUGUGCUGUUACCGAUAUAGAAUCUGGAUCACACAGUAAUUCUGGGGGUAAUAAACCGUUCUUGCUGUGGUCUUUUUUUCCAUUGAAACUCCAUGAAAAUACAAAAUCUGAAAGUUUUCCUACCGAUGCAGACAAUGUGCUUAAACAAAGAGUGAGUUCCAGUCAUUCACUUUCAACUAAUAAUGAUCGUCAAUUGUUGGAGGUAAAAGAAGAGGCUGAACUCGCGCGACCAAGAGGAAUGAGUUCUAUUUAUCAUGAUAGUGAUGAAAAUAUGGACAACAUACCAGAUAAUAUUACGACAGUAAAACACGGCUCAAAAAGUAACAGUGAAAGACAAAUUUACGAAGAGGAUACAUCAGUUGUUGAUGGAUACUUGCUAUCAACAUUGUUACAAGAAAACAGUGAAGAAUUUGUUGAAGUUCCUCGUGCGAUUUGUGAAAACUGUGUUUAUGAAGAUAAAGAUUUGGAUGAACAACUUGAAAAAAUUGAAAAAACGAAGAGUUUACAAGAGAUAGAAGUAUAUACCGAUGUUUCUAAAAUCGAUAAUCAUGAAACAACUGAAGAUGAUGAGACUAGAUCAUGUAAAGACAGUGAGGACAACGAGGAACAUUUGGGGUUACUCAUUCAUGAUAAUGCCAAGAAUGAAUCAAACAGUUCAUUCUGUAAACCGUACAGAAGUGUUAUCCCAAACAUUGUUUUGUCAGAUUUUUCAAAAUCUCCAUCUUCAAAAUCUCCACCUUACUUAAAAGAAAUGUUAGCGAUUUCUUAUGAAGGGCAGAAAAAUGUCUCAGAAUGUUCGGAGACAACUUCUCUCUAAAAAUGGCAAGAUAAUUAAAUGUUGGGUAUCUUUUCUUCUGUUUCUCGAGACUUUAUUCGGUCAUUGUGCCGAUAUUUACGUCAUCGGCACUCGGGGUUCAUUGCUUAAUAUAGAGAAGAAUGAGCGCCGUAUAAAACUUUUGUGGCACAAAUUAUACUCAGAAGGUUAAAUAUCGUCACAACUUUAUACGCAAUAUAUUUAUCGAAAUUGAGGAUUUUUUCUCUAUUUCUAUUGUUUUAUAACUGCUGAUGUGUUUAUUGUAGUAAGAGAUUGUAAAAUCAUGUUGCAUACUUAGGGUAAAUAUUCUGUUCUGUUUGCGUUUAUUAUUUUGUGUUAAUACAUCAAAGUUGCACAGAGA